This is a messenger RNA of Hippopotamus amphibius kiboko, 9502 nucleotides long. Its product is annotated as KIAA1549 like. The record is from RefSeq and is a predicted model, not a curated record. The transcript is spliced from 20 exons. Bases 125 to 5944 code for a protein of 1939 amino acids. NCBI's taxonomy places the organism in Eukaryota, Metazoa, Chordata, Mammalia, Artiodactyla, Hippopotamidae.
UUACCAAGGCAGUGGGCCUAGCGCCUCCCUCGCGCCUUCCAAGGAUUCCACCGAGUCCCUGGUCCAACCAAGACCUCCAGGGGGAAGAGAAGCAGCCGCCGUGUCAGGUUUGCCUCACACCAGCAUGCUUCCCCCACUGUCCACUCUCCCACCGGUGACGUCCUUCCGUGCUGGCCUCGCAUCCCGGCCACCGUGGGUAGGGACGUCUUCCAUUUCAGAACUACAUUCCCUGAGGGCGGCCGCUCUCCUCUCAUCCUCUUCUUCAUUGGCUCCCGACUCACCUCAUUCCAUCAUCUUUUCUAAGCCAGCAGCGCCAUCCACCAGAGUGCCUUUAUACCCCCAAACAGCUCCAACAGACUCCUCCUCAAGUCAGAGUGUAGCUAAACCCCUAAACCCAUUUGCUGAGGAGAUGGACCGCACACCUCCCAAGCAUGCCCAGGGUUUAAUGGGCAUCCCUCGUCUAGGUUUUUCUGGGUCCUCAAGCCCAGCAGAGGGUCCCCACUCAGCGGGCUCCCCCACACCUGUGUUUUUGAGCUCCGCGGCAGCCCUGGCACAUCUGUCUCCCCCUCCCCUGGCACCUGGAGGUCUUCUUCAACUUCCAGGUGGAACAUCCUCACCAUCGAUGUUGGAAGUGGCUCCGCGUCCUGCAUCCAUGCAGCCAGUUGGAGCUAAGGUGGCUGGAAGAGCACAUGAUGGGGUGUCUCUGCCAGCUCAGAGUGCCGUGACCCGUGAGGCUGCCUCUUCACCGGUCCAGACGGCAGAAUCAGUGGCAGGGGGAGUGAUCAGCCAAAGGGCAGCCCCUGCUACUGCAAAGAGGUCUGCCCGCCCCCUGCAUUUGUCAGCAGCUCCAGAGAAUUCCAAAGGGCCUCCCCUUUCAGCAGAACACACAUCUUCCCCUUCGGUGCUUUCUUCUCUGCCUCUCACCACAGCCAGCCGAGGGCAAGAAAUCCUUUCUGGGGCGGUUCUCACAUCCCCACCAAGCAGUGCAACAGCAGACUUCCCCUCCACGCCUGCUCCCCUCCAGCUGGCACGGAAUCAUGCCCCUCCAUCCGCCAUGCCCCCAAGGCCAGCUCCUCAAGAAGCAGGCAGUGAUGGGUCCCCUCCUGUGGCAGCUACAGACUUCCUCCUCUCGAGCACGUUUCCUAAUCUGCCUUCCACGACUUGGACAUUUCCCCUGCAGAAAGAAGAUAGCAUGACAGCUGUUUUAAAGCAAAAUGAAAAGGCAAAUUUGACAGUUGCUCUCCAGAUCCUUCCAAGUAAAGAGAGUCCAAGUCUUCACACUGUAAGUGGAUUCACCUCUGAUUUUAGCACUGAUCGUGUUUCGACAGACAUACCACCAAGAACAAACCUCCUGCCUUCAGAAUUACCUCCAUCUUCCAUUCCCUUUGCACAAGCCACCCAGACUGUUUCCCCAUCUCGUAGAUUUUCCAGCAGCAAGCCAGAGACUCACACAGCUGUGACGGACCAUUCUCAGUUGCCACUUUCAGCUUCCAAACAGGUGACAGCAUUUCCCUCCUCUAGUGAGGUCUAUGAUUUCUCAGCAGUGGGAGACAUGAAGAAGACAGCAAUCACAGAUGUUUCCUGGCGUUCUCCUGCAGCAGAAACUGGAUCCCUUUCCACAGAACCAAUGAUAUCUGGCUUGCUGCAGCAAACAAACUAUGGUGUGAGUGGGCACACAAUUAACUCUACAAGUUGGGAAACUCACUCAGCUUCAACCACUGCUCACGGUGGUUUAAAUUCCGCUGCCAGUACAAUAAAAUCUCAGGAUUUCAAAGAUAAUGUUGGGUAUUUAGCAAGUGCAGAAGGCUUUAGCAUUCAGGAUCCAGUCUCUGGUACGAGCACUAACCAGCCUGUCCAAAAAUCAGACAUUACCAUGGUUGGAAGCCAUGCAGACUUCUUAUCCAUAAACACUAACAACUAUUCCAGAGACUUCCAAACAGCUGAGGUUGAAGACAACCCAUCCAUAAGUCAACAUUCGGUGCCUCAUCCCUAUCUACAGCUGCCUGCCCGCCCAACACACCCUCUUGUGCUGACCUCUCCAAGUCAAACGUCCAUAGCUAGCUUGCGGGAAAUGCUUUCAGCUGGAAUGGAUACAAGUUUCCAAAUUUCUGGCGACAUCUAUCCAUCUCCAGUGAUGAAUGCUUUCCCCCUAUUCCAGAGCAUCCUGAAAUACCACUCUACUGCUGAAUCUCCUCUGUCAACCAGUGCCGUAUCCAGGAUCCCAUCCAAAGCACUGCUGGCGUCUCAGCGCCCCGAGAAAUGGACAGUGGACUCCUCACUGUCGCCCGAGGCGGAACCGACAGCAGCACCAGCAGCAACUGCGCUGUUUCUUCGGAAAUCAAGUCCACUGGUGCUGUCUGCAGCCCUGGUUGCUGAGGGCACUGGCAGCAGCUCUUCAGCCGUGGCCUCGGGAUUAGUCAAGAGCAGCUGGACCACUGCUGUAGCUAAAAACAUGACAAACAGUGCAGCAUCUGGCCCAAAGGUGACACCAGGGGCAGCCCAUCCAGCUUUCUCGUUCACGCCGACCUACAUGUUUGCUAGAACAGCACACAGUCUGAGCACCCACACAGCCAUGCAAGGGAACACGGGGGCGGCCUCUGGCCUGUUGUCCACCACACACCUCCCCAGGAAACCACAAGCCAUGCACUUGGGCUUCCCAAACCCCACCAACCCAGACAUGCCCAAGGUGUCCACCGCACGCCCGCUGACGAUCACGGCAGCCUUGACGUCCGUCACCGCACCAGUAAGGGCCACGCGGAUGCCGCCCUUGUCAGCAGAAAAUACAGAUGCUGCUCUUCCCGCUGUGUCCACUGCCAUGGUCACGACUGGCAAGAUGGUGUCCAACCUGGAGUGUCAGAUGUCCAGUAAACUCCUGGUGAAGACAGUUCUCUUUUUGACUCAAAGGAGAGUGCAGAUCAGUGAAACCUUGAAGUUCAAUGUAGCCAGAGGGCUCACACAGGCGUUGCGGAAGGCGUUCCACCAGAAUGACGUCUCGGCUCAUGUGGACAUUCUGGAACAUUCUCACAACAUCACAGUUGGUUAUUAUGCUACCAAAGGAAGGUUGGUCUACUUGCCUGCUGCUGUGAUUGAAACACUGGGCGUUUAUGGGAUAAGCAACGUCACUGCGGAUCUGAAGCAACACACCCCAAACUUGCAGUCUGUGGCAGUACUUGCCUCUCCGUGGACUCCCCAGCCUGCAGGCUACUUGCAGCUGAAAACAGUGCUACAGUUUGUGAGCCAGUCCGACAACAUACAGUCCUGCAAGUUUGCUCAGACGAUGGAACAGAGGCUACAGAGGGCCUUCCAGGAUGCCGAGAGGAAAGUUUUGAAUACUAAAAGCAACCUGACGAUUCAGAUGGUGAGCACAUCCAACGCCUCCCAGACCGUCACCUUGGUGUACGUGGUGUGCAAUCGAAGCUCCUUCCUCAACGGCACUGUGGCCAGCAGCCUCCUCCGCCAGCUCUCAGCUGAGCUGGUGGGGUUCUACCUCACCUACCCGCCGCUCACCAUCGCCGAACCAUUGGAAUACCCCAACCUUGAUAUAUCAGAAACAACCAGAGACUAUUGGGUAAUUACAGUGCUGCAGGGCGUGGACAAUUCCCUGGUGGGCCUGCACAACCAGAGCUUCGCCCGGGUCAUGGAGCAGCGCCUGGCCCAGCUGUUCAUGAUGUCCCAGCAGCAAAGUCGGCGGUUUAAACGGGCCACCACCCUGGGAAGCUACACCGUGCAGAUGGUAAAGAUGCAGCGGGUGCCAGGACCCAAGGACCCUGCGGAGCUGACUUACUACACCCUGUACAACGGGAAGCCUUUGCUGGGGACCGCAGCUGCCAAGAUCCUGAGCACCAUUGACUCCCAAAGGAUGGCCUUGACCCUGCAUCAUGUUGUCCUUCUGCAAGCUGACCCCGUGGUGAAGAACCCGCCCAACAACCUGUGGAUCAUCGCGGCGGUGCUGGCGCCCAUUGCCGUGGUCACGGUCAUCAUCCUCAUCAUCACUGCCGUGCUCUGCCGGAAGAACAAAAACGACUUCAAGCCAGACACCGUGAUGAACCUGCCGCAGAGGGCCAAGCCUGUGCAGGGCUUUGAUUAUGCCAAGCAGCACCUGGGCCAGCAAGGGGCGGACGAGGAGGUCAUCCCUGUGACCCAGGAAACAGUGGUCCUCCCACUGCCCAUUAGAGAUGCUCCUGCCUCUCAGGAAAGGGAUGCCCCUCAGGAUGGAAGCACCAUCAAGACGGCCAAAUCCAUCGAAACCAGAAAGAGCAGGUCGCCCAGUGAGAAUGGCUCUGUCAUCAGCAACGAAUCAGGGAAGCCCAGCUCAGGGAGGCGCUCACCCCAGAAUGUAAUGGCACAGCAGAAAGUGACAAAGGAGGAGGCACGGAAGAGAAAUGUGCCGGCGAGUGAUGAAGAGGAGGGAGCAGUCCUCUUUGACAGCUCUGGCAAGGCGGCUGCCGAUGCCUUUGACACGUCUUCUGGGUCUGUGCAGCUCAUCGGAAUAAAACCCACAGCCCUCCCCGUGGUGCACCCCACCUCGGACAGGAGCCAGGAGCCAGCUCUCCUCAACGGCGAGGUGAACAAAGCCCUGAAGCAGAAGUCAGACAUCGAGCACUACCGGAACAAGCUGCGCCUCAAAGCCAAGAGGAAGGGAUACUACGACGUCCCCCCGGUGGAGGCGAGCAAGGCUCAGACAGAAAGGAAGACGAUGUACGAAAAAGCCCCAAAGGAAAUCGAGCACGUUUUGGAUCCGGACCCAGAACUGUGUGCCCCAUUCCCGGAGGCUAAAAACAGGCAACAGAUGAAGAACUCUGUCUACCGGAGCCGGCAAUCUCUGAACAGCCCGAGUCCGGGGGAAACGGAGAUGGACCUUCUGGUGACUCGGGAGCGACCUCGGCGUGGAAUCCGUAACAGCGGAUACGAUACUGAGCCUGAAAUCAUAGAGGAAACCAACAUCGACCGAGUGAAUGAGCCCCGGGGCUACGCCCGGUCGAGGCAGAUGAAAGGCCACUCGGAGACCUCCACGCUGAGCUCGCAGCCGUCCAUCGAUGAGGUCCGGCAACAGAUGCACAUGCUGCUGGAGGAGGCCUUCAGCCUGGCGUCUGCGGGCCACGCGGGCCAGAGCCGGCACCCGGAGGCCUACGGCUCCGCCCAGCACCUGCCCUACUCCGAGGUGGUGACCAGCGCUCCGGGGACCAUGACGCGGCCCAGGGCUGGGGUGCAGUGGGUGCCAACCUACCGCCCAGAAAUGUACCAGUACAGUCUGCCCCGGCCGGCCUACAGGUUUUCCCAGCUUCCUGAAAUGGUCAUGGGCUCUCCCCCUCCACCUGUGCCUCCCCGGACUGGCCCGGUGGCUGUCGCUUCUCUCAGGCGGUCCACCUCCGACGUCGGCAGCAAGACCAGGAUGGCCGAGUCCGCGGGGCCCGAGCCCGCCCAGCUGCACGACAGCGCCUCCUUCGCGCAGGUGUCCCGAGGCCCCGUGUCCGUGACGCAGCUGGAUCAGUCGGCUUUAAAUUACUCAGGUAAUACGGUGCCAGCAGUGUUCGCCAUCCCUGCUGCCAACAGACCCGGCUUCACCGGCUACUUCAUCCCGACGCCUCCCUCGUCCUACAGGAACCAGGCCUGGAUGUCCUACGCAGGAGAGAAUGAGCUCCCAAGCCAGUGGGCCGAUUCGGUCCCCCUCCCGGGGUACAUCGAGGCUUACCCCCGGUCCCGAUAUCAGCAGAACUCUCCCUCCAGGCUCCCUCGCCAGUACAGCCAGCCAGCCGGCCUGCACCCCAGCUUGGAGCAAGCCCCGGUGCCCUCCACGGCAGCCUCGCAGCAGAGCCUGGCCGAGAACGACCCGUCUGACACGCCCCUGACCAACAUCUCCACGGCGGCCCUGGUGAAGGCCAUCCGGGAAGAGGUGGCCAAGCUGGCCAAGAAGCAGACGGACAUGUUUGAGUUCCAGGUCUAAUGCCUUCACCCUGUGGGACUUCCAGACUCUGAGGAAACUGUCUUGGGGUUUCUCCAGCCUGGCGUGAUGGGACUGGAGACACAGACGACGCGUGAGGCUUUCUCACCCUCAGUUUCUAAAACGGGGAACAGUGGCGCUUCUGGAGAACAGGAAACUCUUGAACAGCUGGCUGCUCAGCGUAUUCAACUGAUUGUAUGUCAACAGGUCCCUGUGGGGGACGCAUACAUCUGAUACUCUGUUAACACUAACUGUUUGAACUGCGGGUGUAUGUCCCUGUGGAGCCUUAGUCACGAGAGACACUCACUAAUCUGCAGAUUCUUGUCCAAUGCCACAUUUUAAGAAAUCACCAGAAGGGGAGAGCAUAGCUCUAUCUCUGGUGACCUCUGCAUGUUACCUCUGUUUCUGUGUUAAAGGCAAUGCAGACGUGUGAUGAAGCCCCGGACUGUACUCUCUCUCAUUCAGCCAUGACUGUAAUCAUUCCAGUCACCUCCGGUCUCCAAGAGAGACACUGUCUCCAGCCAAGAAACCUGAGUCCUUUUCUUUUAAAAAGUUCAUAUUCAAAGUCAGAUAAUUGGAUGGAAAUCAGUACUGUCCCUGACUGCACCUAUACACCGUCCUGACUCUCUCCCCCCAGUUAAUUCAACAAAGGCCAAGAAAGAGAGAAGAUGAGAGGGAAUGGUGGAUUCGUGUUGACGGGUUUUUGAAAAGGUGUUGUCAUUUUGGAAAUAGAGUAUUCUGCAAGUUGGGCUCUAGCUGGAAGAGAAUUGGUGCUAAGAGCUUUUAGGAUCCUACAAAAGAAAAACAGGUUUUCUUUGCUCUGUAAUGAAGGCGGCCUGAGACCGAAGCUUCUCUUUUUGGGAGGAUGAUAGAUACAUUGACUUUUACAAGGAAACCUCUGUCUCUUCCACAAUGAUAUCCAGCAUGUGCUGCCCAGUGAUACAAAAGGAAAUAGUCAUUGAUGCCUGUUAGAAGCAGGAAUCGUGGACCCAGUCUCCCCAGGCUGCAGCCUCUGUUUAUAGAAGCUUCUGAAUGUCGAAAAUCUGUUGAUUUACGUUUAAAUGUAAAUAACAUUUUUAAAGGUGUAUGGAGUUAGCCAGUCCCUCCCACACUCUUCCCCAUAGUUAGUAAAUAGACAUAGGAGGACAUUUGCUGAAAUGGCAGGCUUCUGACCUCAUCACCAUGCUGUUGCAAAUCAGCCUCCCUGACAUGGCGGGUCCACCGCCAGAGCUCUGGGUGGACACGGCCUCGCAGCCGUGAGGCACUAGCUGCUGACUGUCAACACAGAAGCAAGAAGCUACUGACUUCAGGUGGCCCAGGGAAGGGGACCCCCUGGUUCCCUCACCAACUUUGGGAGCUGUGCUCAAUGUCGGGGCUUACCUGGUGUCUGUUGGAGAGUGAGGUCCUGUCCUGCCUUCACCCAUGAUCCAUCUAGCUUCAGCUUGUACUCAUCUCCUCUGAGCCCAUCUUUCCAUUCUCCUCAUGAGUUUCUUUGGUCUUUAUUGAGAGAAAAAGGUGGAAAUUUCAAAAUUGAGAGAAGAGUAGGAAUGAAACUGAUAAGAGUGGGAGAGUCAAACUAUCAAAGCACAUACUUUCAAAGAAGCUGUUUUUAUUUCCUAAUGGCAAAUUGCCCUUUCUGGAACGUUCUGGAGAUGAUGUGUCAUGGAAUCCCCAAACGAGUCUCUUGUUCGGAUGAUAUUAGGUAGUGUCCUUUUGGUAUGCUGGUUGAUCUUUCAUAGUGUUAGUUUUUUGUUACUCAAAAAUAUCAGCUAUAAAUAAAAUGUAUUUUUGUAAUUUCCAUGUGUAUAUAUGGUAUAUUUCUAGCAAUGGCCAGUUGUUGUAGUCCAAAACCUAAAUCAGUUUGCAAAACACUGUGGACAGUGCAAGAUUUUAUUGACAGAUUAACACAAUGCCUAAGUCUAUCCAAAUAGGUAUUCAGUGCACUUGAAUGAACAAAGAGCCAAAGAAACUCAGCCUUUUCAUGCAAAUGGUAUGAGUCUAAUAAAGUCAGCUACAUUGUCCCGCCUUAUCAAUGAUAUUAAUAUUUCAUCAGUGCAAUGAUAUCAACCCAGUACUUUGUCUACUUGGUAAAUGCCUGGAAAUACUGUAUGUGAAAAUGAAGUUUCAAGACCUUAGUGUAAUUUAAAUAUAUGCACAUGCUUUCAAGAUAGUGUCUGUGCUUUGGAUGUCCCAGUGACUCGCAGAGGAGGAGCCCACAGUGUGCGAUGGUCCAGCUGGCCAGGAGGAUGCAGAAAAAUCAUGGUGAGCUGUGCAGAAACCCCAUGAAAUACUGUCAGUCAACAGAGAUGACUGAGAACACAGCAUGCUAAAUUAGACACUCUCUUAAAAAAGACACCGCAGGUUUAAGAGCAGUAUAUGGGAGGAAAACCUUAAGUUGAGAAGAAAUCAAUCUGUUCGUGUUGUUCCACCAAUGUGAAGACGGCUGCCAUCGUUUGAUAUUCUGUGACUAAGAUGUGGUCCCUUUUCUGAAGAGUCUUCUGAUCUCAUGGAGGUGCUGGGUGCCUGGACAGCUGACUCUGAGGAAAGGCAAGUGGUCAGAAGUGCCCUGUGGAAGUGAACUUAGAGGCUCUGCGUUGCUCAUGACCCUCCAGACAGUUGAAGAAGCCACAGAGGACCUUGGUGACCUCAGAGAAGGAAGCAAAAGUCCAGAGAAGUGGAGUGACCUGCCCGAGGCUUCCAGCCCAAGCCCACCGACUCAUCAUGACCAGGCUUGCUUUCCAUUUCACCAAGCUGCCUGCAUGCUUGUCUGUGACACGUUUCUUGAACUGUGCUAGGAAAUUUUAAAAGUAGACAAGGGUCAUAUGAGGGACUAUAUACGUUCUUGCAAAGGAAAGAAAAAGAUGAUUAGUAUGUAAAGAACUUCAGAUACAGUGUAUAGAGGACAAUGCAUUUGUGGCAUAAUAAACAUUUUUCAGAACCAGUUUCAAUGUGAGUUUUCUGCAUUCAUGAAAAGAAAUGCAUUGUGGCUUUUUCCAGAGAGUGCCAUCAAGGAAAUGGUGCUGUCCUCUGCUGUUCGGGACUUUAGGGGUGUGUUCCUCUCUCAGCACCAUGGAUCCAAACAGACAAGUGGGGAGGCCAUGGCAGCUUGUCACUGGGGGGGUAGCAGAUUCUGCGUCUGCGUUUGGGGAGGCAGUCCUGUGCUGCAGGAACAUAACAGUCUGUUGCGUGCCCUGAUGCCUACGAUCUGAGAUGCAUUGUUACCUGUGGAGUAGGAAGUUGCCUCUUUUAGGGUGUGCUGUGGACUGAAUGUGUCCCUCUCUCAACUCCUAUGCUGAAAUCCUAACCCCCAAUGUGAUGGUAUUAAAAGGUAGAGCCUUGGGAAGUGCUUAGCUCAUGAGGGGAGCCCUCAUGAAUUGGAUUAAUGCUCUUAUAAAAGGGACCCCCAGAAAGCCCUCUUCCCCUCCUUUCUGCCACAUGAAGAAAAAUAAGAAGUCGAUAGUCUGCAACCCAGAAGAGGGCUCUCACCAGGACCUGACCACACUGGCAUCCUGAUCUUGGACUUCCAUCCUCCAGAACUGUGAGAAAUAAAUUUCUGUUAUU